This is a messenger RNA of Oryza sativa Japonica Group (Japanese rice), 1886 nucleotides long. RefSeq names its product F-box/FBD/LRR-repeat protein At5g56420. The record is from RefSeq and is a predicted model, not a curated record. Gene Ontology annotation, molecular function: protein binding. NCBI's taxonomy places the organism in Eukaryota, Viridiplantae, Streptophyta, Magnoliopsida, Poales, Poaceae.
GACCAAACAUGCCUAAACGAUUUAGGCCCGGUAGUCCAAACCAAAGCCCAAAGUCGGGCCCAUAUAUAUUCACGUGAUCAUCAUCAUCAGAAGGCCCGCCCAAAUGCCCAAAUUCAAAGUCCAAAUAAAAUCCAACACCUGACUUCACCAUCAGAUCCCCAAAUCGCCUUGCUUGGAUCGCGCACGCCUGCAUGGAUUCCGGCGAUGGCCGCCGCCGCCGCCGCAGCCAAAGCGAGGGCGCGACUCCGACCGACCGCAUCAGCGCGCUCCCCGACGAACUCCUCCACGGCAUCCUCCUCCGCGUCGGCUGCGCCCGUGACGCCGCGCGCACCGCCGCCCUCUCCCGGCGCUGGCGCCGCGUCUGGGCGACCAUGCCCGAGCUCCACCUCCGCCGCUCCGCGUGGACGAGCUCCCCGACCUCGGCCGUCUCCCUCGUCGACGGCGCCCUCGCGGGCUACUCCGCCCCGACGCUCCGCCUCCUCGACAUCGACGUCCCCGGCGCCCGCCUCGCCGUCGCCACCCACGUCGCGCCGUGGCUGCGCUUCGCCGCGGAACGCGUCGCCGGGGAGCUCUCCAUCCGUCUGCGGAGCGGGAGGUACGGUGACGGGGCGGGGGAGGAGGAGGUGCUCGACCUGCCCGUCUGCGGCGCGGCGACGGCGAUCCACCUCCGCCUCGUCUCUCACCUCCAUCUCCGGCCACCUCCCGGCGGCGCGUUCGCCGCGCUCGCCACCGCGACGAUACAAAGCUGCCGCGUGGACGGCGGCGAGCUGGGCCGCCUCGUGUCGUCGCCGCAGUGCCCUCGCCUGGAGGAGCUCUACCUCAUCAACGUCGCGCUCGUCGCCGCCGCCGCCUCCGACGUCGCCAUCUCCUCCGCCUCGCUCCGGCGGCUGCGGUUUGGCGUCUGCGACACCCGCCGCCUCGACGUCGACGCGCCGGAGCUCCGGUUCCUAAGCGUGUCGAACGCCGGCGAAGCGCGCGUCACCGCCGGGAAGGUGGAGGAGGUGGCGCACACCGGCGACAUGGACCGGUACGAGUACACCCAGCUGGGACGCCAUCUCCGGCGGCUGGAGAUCGACUUGACCUCUCCAAUGGCGGCGUUUCUUGGGCGGCUCGACACCGUCGGCGAAUUGAGCCUUCAUCUUGCAUUUCAAUCGGAGCUAAGUGAUUGGUCGCAGCAAUUCGAGAAGUUAGUCGAGGAAAUGAGCAAGCUUCCUGAGUGUGAGGCAUUGGAGAUAUGCCCAGCAUUCAAUCAUUCUCAUGGAUUUCUACCAAUUGCGAUGCAUCUUCUUAGGAGAUUUGCUGGUAUCAGAAAACUUUCGGUCAAUUUGUGGUGGGUGAAGCCUCCAUGUCCACCCGAGCUAGUAUCUUAUUGCCCUUGCAGAACGUUGACAGAUGAUCUCUUUACUGACAACAACAUCAUCAUGCUUUGUCAUCUUGAAGAGAUUGAAAUCGAUGAGUUCAGAGAAAGAGAUGAGCAAGUGGAAUUUGUGAACCAAUUGCUGAGAUGCAAUGUGCCGCUGCUUGAAAGGGUUGUGUUCAACGUACCAAGCUGUUGUUUCCCAGAAAGCGAGGAGAUCAUACGCGAGAAGAUCCAUGGCAAGCUUCGUGGAGACAAGAUCAAGGUCAGAUUCAAGAUACGGAGAUAUUUUAGCGAAUUCGCGCAUUUGAUCCCACAACCUAAAAAACGAGUGUAAUGUCGUUUGUGGCCGAUGUAAUGUGUUCUGUUACCAAUGAUCUUUUGUACGAUGGAUACUGGUAGCUAUCUUGUAUGAUCAAGACAUGUUUUUAGAUAUCCAUCAGGUUAAACUUGCAAAAAUUUGGGCAUCAAUUUCUUGUAUGACAUUUGAAUUGAACAGAUGAAUGUUUCAGUCUAUAAUUUCAGCAAA